Messenger RNA from Dovyalis caffra, 945 nucleotides. NCBI's taxonomy places the organism in Eukaryota, Viridiplantae, Streptophyta, Magnoliopsida, Malpighiales, Salicaceae. The record is from the annotation of a GenBank genome assembly.
AUGGGCCUUACUUCAUUGCAAGUUUGCAUGGAUUCUAGUGAUCAUUGGCUGCAGGGCACGAUUAACGAGGAGUCUGGAAUGGAUUCUUCUUCACCAUCUGGGGAUGUGCUCACUUGUUCAAGGCCCUUGAUUGAAAGGAGGCUUAGGCCCCCACAUGACCAAGCUCUCAAGUGUCCCAGGUGUGACUCCACACACACCAAAUUUUGUUACUACAACAACUACAGCCUCUCUCAGCCAAGGUACUUUUGCAAGACUUGCAGGAGGUACUGGACCAAAGGAGGCACCCUAAGGAACAUCCCUGUGGGUGGUGGGUGUAGAAAGAACAAGAAAGUGUCUAAGAAAUCAAAUGAUCAAUCAGUUAACCAAAUUAACCCUGGACCCUCAUCCGCUCAUAAUCCUACUGAUCUUCACCUUUCAUUUCCUGAGGUGCAACUUUCACACCUUAAUAACAUACUUGGGUCUCAAGGAGCACAUGUAAACCCUAACUUCAUGGAGAGCAAGUAUAAUAUCGGCAUGCUAGAAAACCCUAGGCCUAUAGAUUUUAUGGAUAGUAAAUUAGAAGCUCUAGUGGGGAGUUCUAGGAAUUAUGAUUUCAUGGGCAAUGGCGACUUGGGUAUGGUUAGUGGGCUCGGAGAUAUGAGUCAUCAUCAUGGGUUAGCACCAAAUUUUAGUGGCCUUUGCUCUCCAUUUGGGAUGUCCCUUGAUGGAAAUACUGGCACUUUCAUGGAAACUUGCCAAAGGUUAAUGCUUCCUUAUGACCAAGGAAAUGAUCAUGAUCAGAAUCCAAUUGAUGUGAAGCCAAACCCAAAGCUCUUGUCCAUUGAUUGGCAAGACCAAGGUUGCUCUGAUGGUGGGAAGGACACAUUUGGAUACCUGAACAAUUUGGGAUCAUGGACAGGCAUGAUGAAUGGUUAUGGAUCAUCCACGACCAAUACUUUAUUGUAA